Parnassius apollo (apollo) is the source of this 1374-nucleotide messenger RNA. The record is from the annotation of a GenBank genome assembly. NCBI's taxonomy places the organism in Eukaryota, Metazoa, Arthropoda, Insecta, Lepidoptera, Papilionidae.
AUGCCAAUUCAUUAUUAUUUAAAUAUUUUACACCGUUACCGCACAUACAGUGUUAUUGCUUCUGUUAUAAAAAACGCAAAUGUUGGGGAAUUAACAGAAAUUAAGGGCUGGGUGAAGAAUUUACGAGUUUAUAAAGAAGUUGUAUUUGCAGAUAUAAGCGAUGGGUCUUGCGCCAAAAAACUGCAAAUUGUAAUCCCUAAGCAUUUAAAGGCUGAUAAUUUGACGUACGGCAGUUCUGUUCAUAUCAUUGGUAAACUUUCCAAAAGUCCCAGAGGCCAACUAGAACUCACUGCAGAGGAUGUCAAUGUGCUAGGUCAGUGUGUUGUGUUAGAUGGAUAUCCAUUUAAUCCACGGACUACCCAUCCUCCGGAGUAUAUUCGUCAGUAUUUACAUUUACGUUCUAGGACUAAUUACAUCUCGGCUGUUCUAAGGAUACGUCAUGCUGUUACUAAGCAUAUACAUGACUUCUUUACCUCCAAUAGUUAUUUGUACAUUCAUACUCCAGUUUUAACAUCAAAUGACUGUGAAGGAGCAGGAGAAGUCUUUAAAGUUAUACCAGAUAACAAAGCUACUAUAAAAGCUAUGAGGCAACAGGAUAAAUGUGAUGAUGAUGUUUAUUUUGGAACUAAAACAUUUUUGACGGUAUCUGGUCAGUUGCAUCUUGAAGCAAUGUGCAGAGGACUUGGAAAUGUGUACACAUUAGGUCCAACAUUCCGUGCUGAAAACUCCCGGUCGCGAUUGCAUUUAUCAGAAUUCUACAUGUUAGAAGCAGAGUUGGCCUUCUGUGAUUGUCUAGAAGAGCUACAAAAAUUUAUUGAGGAUUUGUUAAAAUAUGUAUUCAUUGAAACUAGAAAUUCAAAUGAAGAUGAUCUUUAUUUAUUAGAUAAAGAAAAAAAACCUCCUUUGUGGUUAGAUAAGAACUUCGUAACACUGAGUUAUGAUGAAGCAAGAAAUAUACUCAAAAAGAAAGGCCUAAAUACUUCAGAAGAUGGAAUUAAUAAAGAACAAGAGCUGGCUCUUGUUGACCAUUGCAAUGGUGUCCCUGUUUUUAUAGUAAGAUGGCCAAAGGAGCAGAAAUCGUUUUAUAUGAAGGAGUCACAAGUUGAUAAUACUAAGGUUGAAGCAUUAGAUCUCUUGGCACCAAUUACUGGCGAAAUAGUUGGUGGCAGUCUCAGAGAAGAUGACUAUAAUAAAUUAAAAUCAAAACUACCCUCAGAAGCUUUGAAUUGGUAUCUGGAAUUAAGGAAAUUUGGAAACAUACCCACUGCAGGAUUUGGCUUGGGCUUAGAAAGAUUGUUACAAGUAUUGUGCAAUGUACCAAAUAUUAAAGAUACAUUGCCUUUUCCAAGAUGGCCACAUAACUGUGAUAUGUAG